CGUUGUAGGAGAACCACCCGGUCAAUUGGCUUCGGUGGUUCGAUGUUCGACGACGAAACAAAGUCAGGCCAAAAGGCAGCACUCUAAAGAUCAAUUGGUUGCUGUGUCACAUAUGUCGCGUGAUGAAUGUGUAAGCGUACUUCAGGAAACGAAGAACAUCAUCCCUAUAAGCUUCUUAAAUAACAUUAGUCUUGAAAUUAGUCUUGAAUUCGAUACAAGCAAACUAUACUUUGACGCAGACCACUUAUCUUUCGAAGAUUUCCAACGUCACUGGAAGAUGGGCCUUCCGAUGGUGAUAACUAACUUGGGCAAACGGAGUCAAAUUCGGUGGACACCUGAAUACUUUAUUAAUGGUCAAGCAGGACAGAUGUGCCGUUGCGUUAAUUCUAAUGUACAAGGCGAGGAACUAUUGAUGAAAGUUGAUGAAUUUUUUGCUGGAUUUGAUGACCACAGUCUCCGCAAAAUCUCACCGGAUGGAACUCCCGUAUGUCUGAAGCUUAAGGAUUGGCCUUCUGAUGCCGACUUUAAAGACAAGUUUCCAGAUUUGUUUGAAGACUUUUUCCGCUCUAUACCGUUUCCUGAAUAUACUACGCGUGAAGGUACAUUAAACCUUGCUAGUCGUAUGCCGAUGGACUUUGUUCGACCGGAUCUCGGUCCCAAGAUGUACAAUGCGUAUGGCUCUAGCGACAAAGCUUAUGGGAGAGGCACUACGAAUUUACAUCUAGACAUGACAGACGCGGUUAAUUUAAUGAUGUAUGCAACUCCGCUCGAACAACGUCCUGAACACGAGUUACGAGAAAGAGAGGAUCGUCCCUCGACCAACCUUCGUGAAGAUUCACCAGCUGCAGUGUGGGACUUGUAUCUCCCCGCAGAUCUACCUAAGCUUCGUGAAUUCCUUCGUGGGAUUGCUACGGAACAAAAUGUGCGGGUAGAUGAUCCAAUACACGAUCAAUGCUUCUUUGUCGAUAAUCGGUAUCGGGAACGUCUCAAGCAAGAAUAUGGAAUUAGCGGUAUACGCCUCUAUCAGAAUCCUGGUGAUGCAGUAUUUAUACCCGCUGGAUGCGCACAUCAAGUGUGUAAUUAUACAUCUUGUGUUAAAACAGCGGUGGAUUUUGUUUCUCCUGAAGGAGUAGAAAGAAAAUCUGACGAAGGAAUGACUACAGCGGAUUUGACCGUACACCUGUCAAACGAAUUAAAGUGCUUGUACGAAGAAUCAUUCAAUACAGAUGUUACUAUUCAAGUUGGAGAAGAAGGACACUCAAAAAUCUUCCAUGCACACUG
This is a messenger RNA of Paraglomus occultum, 1281 nucleotides long. The record is from the annotation of a GenBank genome assembly. NCBI's taxonomy places the organism in Eukaryota, Fungi, Glomeromycota, Glomeromycetes, Paraglomerales, Paraglomeraceae.